Polistes canadensis is the source of this 2723-nucleotide messenger RNA. It is a transcript of the gene GlyS, whose product is annotated as glycogen [starch] synthase. The transcript is spliced from 12 exons. Gene Ontology annotation, molecular function: alpha-1,4-glucan glucosyltransferase (UDP-glucose donor) activity. NCBI's taxonomy places the organism in Eukaryota, Metazoa, Arthropoda, Insecta, Hymenoptera, Vespidae. The coding region runs from base 436 to 2520 and encodes 694 amino acids. Gene Ontology annotation, biological process: glycogen biosynthetic process. Gene Ontology annotation, cellular component: cytoplasm. The record is from RefSeq and is a predicted model, not a curated record.
AGGACGUAGUUUAGCGUCACAUCUUUCUUGAUCAUCAUCAUCAUCGUAAUACAAAGAUAGCUCGCGUAGAUACUUAUUUUCUACUAUACCUAUAAUGAAUUUCGUAACGAGCGAAAUAUGUUUAAAACGAUUUAAUCGUUCGUAAAAUAAAGUUAGUGAGUGAUUUUGUGCCAUCUAUUCGUCAAGGAAGAGACCGAAAUGAUCAUGUUAUCUUACAUUCGUCGCUAUUCGUCUGCCUAAAGUACCGACGAUCUUAGAGUCCCAAGCCCUUGUGACCUUUCCGUAGUCCGUGGUGACCUUCAAACGAAUCCAAGCGUGAAAAUCUGUGGCUCGUCGUCUAUCUGACUGAGCUGCGAGUGAUAGAAAACUGAUUUUUUUUCAACACUCGCGACGAAGGAGGAAAGACGAUCGAGCGAUUAAAGAUAAACUAGCAAAAUGUCUAAAGAACGUGCUUCCAGAAGAUUUUACCGUGUAGACAGUACCAAUGAUUUAUUAGAAUUUAUGGACCGUGGCUAUACGGCUCAACAUGAAAAUCGUUGGUAUUUUGAAGUUGCGUGGGAGGCUGCCAACAAAGUUGGUGGCAUUUAUACGGUGAUAAGAUCUAAAGCUUAUGUAUCUACCGAAGAAAUGGGUGAUCAGUAUUGUCUUAUUGGACCAUACAAAGAGUUUACAGCCAGAACUGAAGUCGAAGAGGCAGAUUUUCCUCAUCAUAAUCCAUUGAAUCAAGCUGUACAAAUUCUACGUGAUCAAGGAUUUAAAGUUGUAACUGGAACAUGGCUAGUUGAUGGAAAUCCUCAAAUAAUUUUAUUUGAUAUUGGAAGUGCAGCAUGGAAAUUAGAUGAAUAUAAACAAGAAAUGUGGAAUACGUGCAAUCUUGGUAUUCCUCAUUUAGAUAUUGAAGCAAAUGAUGCAGUAAUCCUUGGAUAUUUAGUUUGUCAAUUUAUUUCUGAAUUCAGAAAAGUAGCAGAACAAUAUUCUGUUAUUCCACCUCGAGUAGUUGUACAUUGUCAUGAGUGGCAAGCAGGUGUUGGAUUAAUUGCAUUAAGAACAAGACAUGUUGAUGUUGCAACUGUCUUUACAACACAUGCUACACUCCUUGGAAGAUAUUUAUGUGCCGGAAAGACUGAUUUUUACAACAAUUUAGAUAAGUUCAGUGUAGAUGAGGAAGCUGGGAAACGCCAAAUUUAUCAUAGAUAUUGUAUGGAACGAGCGGCUACACAUUUAGCACAUACAUUUACAACAGUAUCAGAUAUUACAGGAUUUGAAGCUGAACAUUUACUUAAACGCAAACCUGAUAUUAUUACACCAAAUGGAUUGAAUGUUAAAAAGUUUGCAGCACUACACGAAUUUCAAAAUUUACAUGCUGUCAGCAAAGAGAAGAUACACGAAUUUGUACGAGGUCAUUUUUAUGGACAUUAUGAUUUUGACUUGGACAAAACUUUAUACUUUUUUAUCGCAGGCCGUUAUGAGUUUGGAAAUAAAGGAGCUGAUAUUUUUAUAGAAGCUUUAGCAAGAUUAAAUCAUUAUUUAAAAACAUCAAGACCAGAUGUUACUGUAGUUGCAUUUCUUAUUUUUCCAGCGCGAACUAAUAAUUUUAACGUAGAAUCGUUACGUGGUCAUGCCGUAACCAAAGCAUUAAGAGAUACAAUCACUGAUAUACAGCACAAAAUGGGAAAAAGAAUGUACGAAUUAUGUUUGUCAGGUCGUAUGCCGGAUACACAAGACCUUCUUUUAAAAGAUGAUAUUAUAAAAAUCAAGCGAUGUUUGUAUGCUCUACAAAGAAAUGGAUUACCACCUAUUACUACACAUAAUGUUAUAGAUGAUUGGAAUGAUCCAGUCUUAAAUGCUAUUAGAAGAUGUAAUCUUUUUAACACAGUUAAUGAUAGAGUGAAGAUGGUAUUUCAUCCUGAAUUUUUAUCCUCAACAAAUCCAUUGUUUGGGUUAGAUUAUGAAGAAUUUGUUCGUGGUUGUCAUUUAGGAGUAUUUCCAUCUUAUUACGAACCUUGGGGAUAUACUCCAGCCGAAUGUACUGUCAUGGGCAUUCCUAGCAUAACAACAAAUUUAUCUGGAUUUGGAUGUUUUAUGCAAGAACAUAUAGCUGAUCCAAUGAGUUAUGGUAUUUAUAUCGUAGAUCGAAGAUAUAUUAGUUUGGAAAACAGUGUUCAACAACUUGCACAAUAUAUGUUCGAUUUUGCUCGACUUAGUCGAAGACAACGUAUCAUUCAAAGAAAUCGUACUGAGAGAUUGAGUGAUCUUCUUGAUUGGAGAAACCUUGGUAUUUACUAUCGUCAAGCUAGAAUAAAGGCAUUGACAACUGUUUAUCCUGAACUUGCAUCGGAGUAUGCAGAAGGUGCUGUAGGCAGAUUCAGUUAUCCAAGACCAAUCAGUGAACCACCUUCACCAUCAUCUUCAAGACAUACUACUCCUGCAGCUUCUGUUCAUGGUUCUGACGAAGAGGAUGAGGAGGAUGAAGUAGAUGAAGAAAAAGAGCUCGAAGAAUUGCGCUCAAAUGAAAAAUAAAUCUGAAAGUUAUGAUAGAAUUAUAUCCGGAAUUAUGUGCAUUCGAAUAUAUAAUAUAAUUUAUGAAAAUUUUAAUAUUAGUAAUGCCAAAAUAUUAAUUAUUAUUAAUUUUAUAGGGAGCAUCAUCAUUGCCUCAUUCCAACUAUAUUAUUACUUGCUUUUUUUUCUCAUUACCAUUUACAAUAUGUAAAAGAUAAAAUCGU